This is a messenger RNA of Cladocopium goreaui, 2152 nucleotides long. The record is from the annotation of a GenBank genome assembly. Lineage: Eukaryota; Dinophyceae; Suessiales; Symbiodiniaceae.
GAGCUCGCAUCCUAAAGUGGAUGGCAUCAUGUGGAGACGCCUUGCGGAGACAGUCCAACUGGACACCGCUGUUCCCUUCCCAGUCCUCUCUGUCUGGCUAUGUCUUGCUUGGCCCCUUCCGGCUCUCCUUUUCUGGCUGGCUGAACACUAUGCCCGGCGACGGAGAGUGACCGCAGAGGGUUCCGAAGGAACGAUGGACGGAACUGCGGACCUCGCAUUACUUAGCCCGGUGUCGAGGACCGAGAGGGAAUUCACUCCUUUCCAUCCUGGACGUUUUCGAGUGAUGUUGGCGUCCUUGGAACAUUCCAUUCCACAUCUGGGUUGCAAGGCGCAGGCUGGUGGCCUAGGGAAGGUCAUGAACCUGGUCGCCCGUCAUCACCCCACAGACAUUUUGAUGGUACAUCCCAAGAUGAAAGGCUUGACAUACCGUCACGACUUUGAGCUUCCACCCCUGAGAAUCACCAUCGACGGGCGAGAGCAGCUGGUGAGGGUCUUUCACGUCAAACCUGCGCCCGAUGAGAGUCCCACCGCCAGCAAACGAGGAUUUCUGUUGCUAGGGCACCCGUGGUUUGAGGAGCGGGGGAAGGAAAACAUCUAUCCCAACCCGAUGUCCAAAAGGAAGGUCCUUUGCUUUUUCUCUCUCUGGAAUCAGUGUGUGGGCCAUCUGCUGCACCGCUACAAACCGCAUAUUUAUCACUGCCCGGAUUUUCACACCUGUAUUGCGCCGUGGUAUGCUCUCCAAAAUCAAGAUCCAACGGAAGCAGUGGAUCUACGCAUGCUGCUGGUCUUGCACAACGCGGAGUACCAAGGGACGGUUUCAACCGAUAUGGUGGGCUCGAGAGAGAGCGAAAUGCUGGCGCGAAUUUUCAAUGUUUCCCAGGAUUUUGUAUAUCAACAUCUCACAGCGGAAGGUCGUUUCAACAUGCUAAAGGCUGGAGUUGACUUCUUGCUGACAUAUCAGGAGGGUCAAGGUGCCUGUGCUGUUUCACAAUACUAUGCCCAUGAAUGCCAUGCCAGGUAUAGCGUAUUUUGGCAACUGCCAACCAUCAGGGGAUGUGACAACCCAAUGCUGGAGGAUGAACGAGAGGAGCUGCUCAAAGACUUAAGCAGCAAGAAGUCUGAGGCCAAGCGUGAUGUACAGAAAGAAUUUGGCUUCAACGUGGAUCCCAACGCACGUCUCUUUGUCUCCUUGGGACGCCUGGUAAGACAGAAAGGUGUGGAUAUCCUUGCUGAUGUGGCAGAGUGGUUACUGAGCACAUAUCCAGAGGCACAACUCUUGGUGAUUGGGCCGCCUGCAGAUGGUUUUGGCUAUUAUGCACAGAGAAGAUUGGAAGCACUGGCUGACUUGGAGCGUUUCCAAGGCCGGCUGGUGGCCAAAUGUCAGUUCAUCGAAGCAAAACCUUCUUUGAAAUGGGGGGCUGACUUUUGUUUGAUGCCAUCCCGCGAUGAGCCCUUUGGAUAUGUGGACAUUGAGUUUGCCUGGCGAGGGGCUGUGAUCGUCGGAGCACAAUCAGGAGGUUUGGGCAAAGUUCCCGGCUUUUACUACGUGCAGCAGAACCGCGAGAAUCUGAACCGCCUCCGGCGGGAGCUCCGGACCGCGGUGAACAACGCCAUGCAGGCGACCCCACAGACCUUGGCGGAGAUGUCACGGAGAGCCAUGGAGAGUAGCUUUCCAUUGGUGGAAUGGCAGGAGAGCUUGAUGGAGAACUACGAACGCGUGCAGGUCCCGGGCUGUGACAGCGAUGUGGAGCUGAGCCAUGUGGCUUCCAGCAGCGAGAUCUGGUUUCCAGAUGAGGUGUCUGCGGUGCCCGCUCCGAAGGAGCCUGAGGUGACAGACCCCCAGGGCUGGUUGCCGCAGGAUGAAGAUGAAUUCUUUUGGCAGGAACUUACAGAGGAGGAGAUCUCACAGAGGGUAACAGCUCAACUGGAUGCGAGUCAAAGUGCCAGUGAAAUCCCAAGCAUCGAGACAAUUCUUCAGACGAUAGGCACUGAACGAUCCAAAGAGCGUGAAAGCGGAGCGGUUGCGAAGUGGCUCAUUGAGCCAUGGUACGGAACGGCAAAGGUGCAUUGGCUGGUGUCUUGUGCCUACAUCGCAUGCCCUUUGUCUUCGCUUUUAGUCUUGGUGGUGGCCAUGGAAUCUAGGCUUUGUUGA